This is a messenger RNA of Homarus americanus (American lobster), 552 nucleotides long. RefSeq lists its product as uncharacterized. Lineage: Eukaryota; Metazoa; Arthropoda; Malacostraca; Decapoda; Nephropidae. Bases 1 to 552 code for a protein of 183 amino acids. The record is from RefSeq and is a predicted model, not a curated record. The transcript has 2 exons.
AUGAAAGUUCUCAAGAGCGACGCUAACCAGGUGAACGCUCUACAGAGUCUACAGUCUACACCAAUGACUACGGGUGCCACCAGUUCCAGUAGUAGUGACCGGUUGAUCAAGCCCUCCACCAGUUCCAGUAGUAGUGACCGGUUGAUCAAGCCCUCCACCAGUUCCAGUAGUAGUAACCGGUUGAUCAAGCCCUCCAUCAGUUCCAAUAGUAGUGACCGGUUGAUCAAGCCCUCCACCAGUUCCAGUAGUAGUGACCGGUUGAUCAAGCCCUCCACCAGUUCCAGUAGUAGUGACCGGUUGAUCAAGCCCUCUACCAGUUACAGUAGUAGUAACCGGUUGAUCAAGCCCUCCACCAGUUCCAGUAGCAGUAACCGGUUGAUCAAGCCCUCCACCAGUUCCAGUAGCAGUAACCGGUUGAUCAAGCCCUCCACCAGUUCCAUUCAUAGUAACCGGUUGAUCAAGACCUCCACCAGUCCCAGUGGUAGUGACCGGUUAUUAAGACUCCCGAGCUGGUUUACCAGUCUUGCCCACUGCGUGCUCACCAUUCCUUAA